AUGGCCGCAAUGUUCAGGUCUAUGCCACAGGCCUUGAGGGGCUGUCUGUGCUCAUCAGGUCCUCUCUCAGCAAGAAUGUUCAGCAGAAGGGCAAAUGAGACUCGUACCCUGGCUGAUAAAGUGGCAGUGGUCACUGGCUCUACCAAUGGGAUUGGCUUUGCCAUCGCCCGGCGUCUGGCCCAGGAUGGCGCGCAUGUGGUCAUCAGCAGCCGGAAGCAAGAGAACGUGAACCAAGCGGUGGCCAUGCUGCAGGGGGAGGGGCUGAGUGUGACCGGCACUGUGUGCCAUGUGGGGAAUGCUGAGGACCGCCAGCACCUUGUGACCACAGCCCUGAAGCACUCUGGGGGCGUUGACUUCCUGGUGUGUGUGGCAGGAGUCAAUCCGCUGGUGGGAAGCACCCUAGGAGCCAGCGAACAGAUCUGGGACAAGAUCUUGGAUGUAAAUGUGAAGUCCCCAGCUCUGUUGCUAAGCCAGUUGCUGCCCCACAUGGAGAAGAGGGGGGGAGGCUCUGUUGUUCUGGUGUCCUCCGCAGUGGCUUAUGUACCAGUACCGAAACUGGGAGUCUACAAUACCAGCAAGACAGCCCUGUUGGGCCUCUGCAAGUCUCUGGCUGUGGAGCUGGCUCCAAAGGGCAUCAGAGUGAACUGCCUAGCGCCAGGGAUUAUCAAGACGGACUUCAGCCUACGGGGAAAAACAAUGCCGAACAUGCUGCCUGAGCUGAAUAAAGUCUUUGGAUUGCAGCGGUUAGGGGAGCCGGAAGAAUGUGCUGGACUUGUGUCCUUCCUAUGCUCCUCAGAUGCCAGCUACAUCACCGGGGAGAACAUCACAGUGGCUGGCUUCUCCCCUAAACUGUGAAGAGACAUCAUGGCUUUAGGGACUGGGGUUGAGGUCCUCAAGUGGAAAACAGAAGGCAUGCUGGGAAUUAUGUAGGUGAAGAGCCUUAGCAUGUGCUUGGGAUCCAGGUCAUAUUGGGAACACUUACUGAAACAUUGCAAAGGGAGG
Meriones unguiculatus (Mongolian gerbil) is the source of this 1002-nucleotide messenger RNA. RefSeq names its product dehydrogenase/reductase SDR family member 2, mitochondrial-like. The transcript has 8 exons. Lineage: Eukaryota; Metazoa; Chordata; Mammalia; Rodentia; Muridae. The record is from RefSeq and is a predicted model, not a curated record. Gene Ontology annotation, molecular function: carbonyl reductase (NADPH) activity. The coding region runs from base 1 to 855 and encodes 284 amino acids.